AUGCAGGUUGAAUUGCACAUUUUACGUGGUCGAGGAUAUCCACAGCUAGAGGAAGAUCCAUAUCCAUGUACUACUCAAGUUGUAGCUUCAAUUUUUAGUUCUGAUCUUAAGACACAGUUAGCUGACGAUCAGUGCUCAUCCAUUCAACGAAACUCCAAUGCGCCGUUCUACAAUGAUGAGCUAAAAUUUAUGGUGUCUGAUGACAAUCUCAAGGAUUUUGUUGUGUUGACAAAGAUCAUGAAGUUUUCGCAGGAAGACAAGUCUCACGUUCUUUUUUACGGAAUGCUUGCUGUUAGUUGUGAAAAGUUUCGCACUAAAAAAGAAGUAAUUAUACCACUUUGCUUUGAGGAUCCUACUGCACUUGUUUCUAGAAAUUCCGAAGUACAACGAAUUCAGACAAAUGUUGGGAGUCAACAAACGUCUCUGUCUGUGCGUGUUCGUGUGCACCAAGUCGUACAAACGAACAUACCCGGCAAAAGUGAAGAAUUGGAUAUCGAGAGCUUUGCGACAUUAUGUUCCAGUGAUAUUCUUGUGCCAAAUAAUUGUAAAUUUUUGUGGCUCCGUUUUUUAUUGGAUAAAAAAUGGAAAAACUUAUUUCAGUUUCACUUGUUGGCCACUUGGCGCAAUUGUUCUACUUCGAAAUCACUUCCAGAGGGAAAGGGCAAACGUAACAUGCCUGCUCACGGAGGUAGUGGCACUGAUUUAAAUGUUUUAGAGUCAGUUGGUGAUGUUGUUAUCAAAAAAUGGUGUUGCACUCGGAUUCAUACAGUCCUCAUAAAGCUUUCCUUAACAGCAGAAAAAUAUUGCUGUGGUGAAACUAAUUUGAUAAUAUCCAGUGAGGAGGAAGAAAGAUAUUGGACUGAAAGGAAACAUCGAGCCAGUUUGUUGGGUUCUAUAUGGUAUGAUUCAUUUAAGUCAUACGGCAAUGAAGGUUUACGAGAUUCGCUGGAGAGUUUAUGGGUCCUUUUUGCUACCAACGUCGAUCAUGAUCCAAAUUCACAACAAAGUCUCAGUUACGAGCUACGGAGGAAAGCACGCAAUGCUACUUUUGACGAGACUGACGCAGUACUUUUGUUAUCGAGUCUUUUACAUUUUAUGAUCCCGAGUAUAUCAUACGAAUCCGCCCAAGCGUUUGCAAUCGAUGAUAUACGUUCGAGGAACGCAUUCCGAGGUUUUAUUUUGGAAGAUGAUGCUACUUUGAAAAUGCUUGAGACGGAGUCAAAAGUCUCUAGCCAUCAAAUUUUUUUUAUCGCAGUAUUAUUAUUCUUCAUAGCACCUCUGAUGGAUACUAUAACGGAAACGGAGUCGGUUAAGGCUUUGAAGUUAUUCAAAGCUGCAGUUGCUGAUACACACAAGCGCAGUAGUGAAUCUAUUAAGGAAUUUAUCAAGAGGAAAGUUGAUCAUGAUAUAUUACACUUUAAACACCAUGGGUAUAAAGGUGAUGGAAUCCCGAUUGAACAUCUUGACAAUCUCGGUCAUCGAAAGGUUCCCCUUAAAUCCAGGCGAUUCAAUUCAUAA
Messenger RNA from Phytomonas sp. EM1, 1518 nucleotides. Lineage: Eukaryota; Euglenozoa; Kinetoplastea; Trypanosomatida; Trypanosomatidae. The record is from the annotation of a GenBank genome assembly.